AUGGAGGUGUCGAGCAGGGAUGACAGCGAGUACAGAAUUUUGGUAAAAGAUCGAGUCAGAUAUUUAAUAAUCAGCGCCGGUACAUUCGAACGAUCAACGCUUUCCUUCCCCCUCAGCUCGUUACCCAAAUUUCCCGAAGAUUACACUUGGAAUGUGGCGUACGUCAAUCGAGAUCCGUCCAGCGAUGAGGUCGUGAUGGAUCUACAGCACAGAACCUUCAUUGGCAUAACAGACCUUUGGCAUCCUGUGUUGGUUGACUGUCUCGAGUUAAAAAGGAGAAAGCAGUUCACUGCUACCACGUACGAAGCAACUUACUCCGGCAACGGGUCAUUACCUACUACGAGGUCGCCGGUUGUGGUUGCUAAAGUCGCACGGUUCGAGUGGGAGCUGCCUCGUUUAUCGUUGGAGACCCUCAUGUAUAGAAGCUUGGAAAACACAGGCCUUGCCCCCCGAUUCAUUGGCCAUGUCCACGAGCAUGGCCGUGUAAUUGGCUUUAUGCUAGAAAAGCUCGAAGGGCGUGAAGCAAACAUCAAGGAUCUUUCGUCUUGUCGAUCUGCCCUCCAGCGCCUACAUGACAUUGGCAUCCUCCAUGGCGACGUCAACAGAUACAAUUUCAUUAUUCAAAAUGAUACGGCGCGCCUGAUUGAUUUCGAGAAAAGCAAAUUUUGUAAUAGCGCUACUGCAUCCAUGCAAGCUGAGAUGGAUAGUCUACGUGAUCAAUUGGUGGAGGACACAGGCCGCGGUGCAGGUUUCACACGGUGA
Molecule: messenger RNA, 762 nt
Organism: Penicillium riverlandense
Lineage: Eukaryota; Fungi; Ascomycota; Eurotiomycetes; Eurotiales; Aspergillaceae
Exons: 1
Coding region: 1-762 (253 amino acids)
Source: RefSeq, a predicted model, not a curated record